AUGCCAAGCAAUUCAAGUUGGCCGUUAACGCAAGCGAUUGGGGCUGUACAGUUACAAGAUGACAACACUGGAAUUGACAAACCAAUAGGGUAUUUUUCACGGAAGCUGAAUGUACAAGAGGAACAAGAGGUUAUGCAUCAGUUUUACAGGGAAUUGGCUCAAAAUGAAGCUGAGCAGACGUUCAUGGUGGAAGUCCUGUCGGGCUGUUUAAAUUACAGACCAUUGCUUGAUGUGGUAGUAUCUGAAUUUUAUAUGCGAGACGGAAGGAGCUUCUUGCGGUCAGAAUGCAACCUCUAUAUGGUUAUAUGUUAUCUUGCUACUUUUCGACUGAAAGAGCUGGGCCUGAAACACUUCAUCAAGAUUAUCAACUCACAGCCUGUGAACAAAAUGCACCAAUUCCUUAGAUUCUUCUUUGAUAGCUUGAACCUCACUACAUGGAUCAAGGAUGAAUGGUGCCAAAUAUAUGACAUAGCAUAUGUAAAUCAGAAGCUGAUUGAUCCUCUGCUGAGAUGGCAACCAGAUAUCAACAACCACAUUGAUCACUUAGCCAACAUACUGGCUAAUAAGAUUUCCAAGAAAAAGGAGAGCCAACCUGUAACAGUACCAAAGGAAUUUAACCUCACCAAGCCUAAACCACAAUCCAUUCCAAUACCUGAGGAAAUUCCUCUGCUGCAAGUACAGAUAAAGAUUCCCAGAAGUACCUUUGAGCCUCCCAAAGAGAAGCAACUGCUGGAAACAUGUAAAAGGAAAAAUCACCGCAGAGCAGAGGAGCACCUCAUGGAAGCCAACAUUGACUCGUUCCGAUGUGCCAUGACACGGGAGUCCAACUAUAAAAGGCGAGUUUUGUCUGAAAUUAUGAAGGAGGAAGAGGCCAAGAUGAAACACAAAGUUCGAAAAGCACGACCAAUUCCUGCACAGAUGAUGGAAAAUAUUCCAAUAAAAUUGAACACAGCAGCCAUCCUGAGGGAGAACGUUCUCUACGAGCGCAGAGUGAAAGAAGAACUGCAAAGAAUUGAUCAUCUAAUAGAAGCAGGUUAUGAUCCCUCCAAAUUUGAAAACUUGCUGAAGAAAAAGGAUGAAGAGUUGAUGGAACAACAGCUGGCAGAGGUUCAACGCCGUUAUCUUGAAGGAAAGAUCCUCUUAGAGGAUGCAAUUCUGGCACGGGAAGCAAGAAUCGAGGAGAACAGGAGGAAAGCAGCUCUGCAGAAAGAGGAGACAGCAGAAAUGAUGCAGAAAUAUACAGAGAAGAGACUACGGGAAGAGAAGGAGGCAAAGGAACUGGUGGAGCGGAUGAUAAAAGAACGUCACAACACAAAGCAGCAAAAAUUGAAAAUGCAGGAAGAUAAACAGAAGAUGGCUAAGGAGUUGAAUAAGGAAACAGAAGAAAUGCUUCAGCAGGCCUUGGAGAAGGUCAAUGAAGAAAUUAGGAAAAAGUCAGAGCUGAUCCGUGAAAUUCGGGCAAUGCAAAUGGCGCCAACGUUUAAACACAAAUUUCUGGAUUUAGCCAAACCAGCUGGUCAUAACCUUUUGAACGAGAUGUCAAUAGUAGAGUUACGAGAACGCUUGGGACUGCUGAAGGAGGCACAGAUUAAGGCAGAAGAAGAUAAGCGAGACCGGAUCCUGAAUGAAAAGCAAGCAAAGGAGCAGCUUCUUUUGGAUAAAUUGCAGCAGAUCUCGCUGCACAGAGAAGCUUUGAGCAAGAAAGCGGUCCUCAGACAUAGGGAAGAGGAAUUGAAAAAGUUUAAAUCAUCCAACUUGCUGAUAAACAACCAGCAGUUGGCUGAGCUCCAAGAGAAGCUAGAAGAAAAGAGAAAGGAGCAUCAUAAACUCAACAAAAUACGAAAAAUGAAGACUCGAGGCAACAUAGAAAGAGGUCUGGGAAGCUCAGAAGCAGCCAGGAAAUCAAAGGAAAUACGCUGGUGGAAGAACAUGGAAGACAGCCGUGAAAACAAGGUCCAGCUGCUUAAACUUUGUAGCAUAGCCGCUAACGUGACUCAGAAAGCAUCCUAAUACAGUGCUGCUUAGUGGAGUGGGUGGUGUAUCAUGACAUACUGAGGGCAUUUUCCCAAAAACCACUCCAAACUAAAUCUGCAGUUUAAUUAGUAAUUAUAGUAUAUUCAUUGUUACAAAAACACCAUGUAAUAAUGUUCCUAAUAAAUAUGUAAUUUUAGUUUA
Molecule: messenger RNA, 2175 nt
Organism: Carcharodon carcharias (great white shark)
Lineage: Eukaryota; Metazoa; Chordata; Chondrichthyes; Lamniformes; Lamnidae
Gene: cfap99
Product: cilia and flagella associated protein 99
Exons: 15
Coding region: 1-2010 (669 amino acids)
Source: RefSeq, a predicted model, not a curated record